This is a messenger RNA of Pelodiscus sinensis (Chinese soft-shelled turtle), 5158 nucleotides long. The record is from RefSeq and is a predicted model, not a curated record. Lineage: Eukaryota; Metazoa; Chordata; Testudines; Trionychidae.
GAGGAGGGAGCCCUGGCAUGAGGAGGGAGCCCAGAGACAGGAUUCUGGCUGGGGCAGGUGGCUGAGGGUGCUCAAUGGAGGACCUGUCAUGCGCAAUGGGUGAGCAAAGCUUUUGGGGGGGUGAGUUUUUAAUUUUGAUUUUUUUUAUCAUUAGUGCUGGUGCCUCACGGACACACACUCUGGACCUGCCCAUGCAUUGAUAAGCUCGGGAAACUGAACUACCCCUGUUCUCCAGCCCAGAAGCAGCCAUGGCUGCAGAGAGCCCUGUGGAAAGUCUCUGGGAGAAAGCGAUGCAUCCUGUCUGUCUGGAGGAUUUCACAGCCCCUGUCACUCUGGAGUGUGGGCACAAUGUCUACCAGGACUACCUCAGCCCUCAGUGCAGAGACACUGUGCAGCAGGGACCCCUCCAGUCUAACAGGGAGCUGGCAAAAGUGGUGGAACUAGUCAAGCCGCUGAGUUUCCAGGCAGCAAAGAGAGCAAAAUGUGACAGGGUGUGCAGUAAGCACCAGGAGGCUCUGAAGCUCUUCCAUGAAGAGGAUCAAACUCCCAUCUGUGUGGUGUGUGACAGAUCCCAGGCUCACACGGUGGUGCCCAUAAAGGAAGCUGCCCAGGAGUACAAGGAAAAUUUGGCAGCCCAUUUGAAGGCUCUGAGGGAAGAGAGAGAAAAGCUGCUGGAAUGGAAAGCGACAGCAGAGGGGAAAAGCCAGGAGUAUCUGAAACAGACACAAGCAAAGAGGCAGAAGAUUGUGGCUGAGUUUCAGCAGCUACAGCAGUUCCUGGAGGAACAAGAGCAACUCCUGCUGGCUCAGCUGGAGAAGCUGGAUGAGGACAUUGGGAGGCUCCAAACUGAUGCUGACAGGAAACUCUCCACACAGAUUUCCUGUCUCAGCAAGCAGAUCGGUGAGCUGGAGGGGAAGUGUCAGAAGCCAGUGAGUGAAUUCCUGCAGGAUGUCAGAAACACCUUGAACAGGUGUGAGACAGGACAGUUCCAGCCACCAGAGGAGAUUUCCCCGGAACUGGAAGAGCAAGUCAGUGGUUUCUCCCAGAAAAUGAUUAUGCUGUCGGAGACUCUGAGGGAAUUCAAAGACACUCUGCCCUCUGCACUGGAAAGAGCAAGAGGAAAAUCCCUGGGAGUUUUCAGACAAGGCUGUAGAACACCCAUGUCUAUCUCCAGCUCAGCCCCUAGACUGCAGAGCCAGGGACAGGAAAUGGCCAUGGUGGAGCCAGUGACCUUCGAGGAGGUGGCUGUAUAUUUCUCUGAGGAUGAAUGGGCUCUGCUGGACCUGAGCCAGAGAGCCCUCUACAGGGAUGUGAUGCAGGAGAAUUAUGAGGCUGUGAGCUGGCUGGCAGGUGUUGGGAUGCUGAAUGAGAACAGUGAGAGGACUCUUCAGCAGAAUGGACCUGAACGAGUGGCUCCAUGUGGGGUGUUAGUGGGAAGAUUUGAAGGUCAUGUUUCUCAGAAUCCUGAGCAAGGAGAGACCUGUGAGAGUCAGCAUAGCCUACAAAGGCAGCAGGGAAACCAUCCAGGAGUGAGACAGAGUAAAUCCAGUCAAAGGAGAAGAAGGUUGAAAACAAACACAGAAACUAUUCAAAAGAAAAUCUCUCAUCAACAGUCAUCGUGCACUUGCAGUGACUAUACAACUCUUAUUAAACAUGAAAGAGCCCAAACAGAAGAGAAACCCUUCAAAUGCUCUGAUUGUGGGAAAAGCUUCAGUUGGAGGUCAAACCUUUUUAUCCAUAGGAGAGCCCACACAGGAGAGAAACCUUUUAGUUGCUCUGCCUGUGGGAAAAGCUUCAGUCAGCGGUCACACCUUGACAGCCAUAGGAGAACCCACACAGGAGAACAACCCUUCGGCUGCUCUGUUUGUCGGAAAGGUUUCAGUCACAACAAAAGCCUGAUUAAUCAUCAGAAAACCCACACAGGGGAGAAACCCUUCAGCUGCUCUGCCUGUGGGAAAACCUUCAGUCAGAGGUCACACCUUGAUAGCCAUAGGCGAGUCCACACAGGAGAGAAACCUUUCAGUUGUUCUGACUGUGGGAAAAGCUUCAGUCAGAGGUCACAUCUUGUUACCCAUAGGAGAGCCCACACAGGAGAGAAACCCUUCAGCUGCUCUGACUGUGGGAAAAGCUUCAGUCGGAGCUCAAGCCUUGUUAGACAUAGGAGAUCUCAUACAGGAGAGAAACCCUUCAGCUGCUCUGACUGUGGGAAAAGCUUCAGUCAGCAUGCAAGCCUUGUUAGACAUAGGAGAUCUCAUACAGGAGAGAAACCCUUCAGCUGCUCUGACUGUGGAAAAAGCUUCAGUCGGAGCUCAAGCUUCGUUACCCAUAAGAGAGCCCAUACAGUAGAGAGAACCUUUAGCUGCUCUGACUGUGGGAAAAGCUUCAGUCGGAGCUCAAGCCUUGUUAGACAUAGGAGAUCUCAUACAGGAGAGAAACUCUUUAGGUGCUCUGACUGUGGGAAAAGCUUCAGUCGGAGCUCAAGUCUUGUUAGACAUAGGAGAACCCACACGGGAGAAUCCUUUCAGCUGCUCUGACUGGGAAAAGUUUUAGUUGUAGGUCACAUCUUGUUAUCCAGAACCCACACAGAGAAACCCUUUAACUGCUCUGAUGGUUGGAAAUGCUAUAGUGAGAGUUCAAGCCUUGUUGCACACAAGGGAGAAGCCCUAUCAUAGUGGUGAGCAAAAUUUUCUCUAUGGGCAGAAUCCAGCCCACCUAAGGCUUUGAUCCUAUCCACAAGGUAGUGCUUGGCCCCACCUCCAAAUGGGCAUGUGCUGAGGGGGAAGGAGCUGAGCUCUGUCUCCUCUUCCCACUGUGUAGCCCAGUGUUUCCCAAUCAGUAUUCCAUGGAACCCUGGGAUUCUGCAGACCAUCAUCAGGGGUUCCGCGAGAAAUUGUGGAAUAAAUAAAUAACAAUUUUGAAAUACUGCGAACAAUUCUAAAUAGCCUUCAAAAUAUUGUGGGAAUAUUUGUCCAGCAAUUGGCAAUACUGAAGUAAUCUUUGUACGCUACCAACUGCCUUUUUGUUUUGGUCAGUUCGUAUCUAAAGUUAUAUUUAGUUGUAUUGUGCCUUCCGUUCUGUUUCCCAGAAUUCUCUGAGUUUCUAGUCUUUUCUAGUGCACGUUAUGGUCGUUCGCUGUUUUGUAGAUUUGUAGUCUUUGUGCGGUUUUGUAAUUAACAUUUUUACAGAAACUGUGGUUGUUUUCGUGUAUCUAAAAUCUCACCUACGUAACAGUAUUUUCAUAUGGCCGUCAAAUAAAAAAAAUGUGGAAGUAUAUGAAAAGGAGAGUGAAGGAGAGAACAGUGUAAAUGAAUCAAAAUGAUCAGAGCCAAGUAUGAGUGAAACAGGAAGAGAAGUGACUGAUAUUUAAAAAAUUCACCUUUAUAAUGACAGUUACUAGGCCAUGGGUUUUACGUGGACUGGAGAUGAAAAUUGCCCCGUUCCAUUAUGCGUUGUUUGCGGGGGGAAAACUAACACAGCUAUGGCCCUGGCUAAGUUAAAUGUACACUUCACUACUAAUCACAGCCAUUUGUCAAAUAAAAGAGUUGAUUACUUUCAACAACUUGGAUUCAUAAAGAAAACAACAAAGUUUUUUUUAGAAGAAGCUAACUAUCAGUGGAAAGGCUCAAGAAGUAAGCUAUUUAGUAGCUGAGCUAGUUGCUCGAAAAAUGAAAAGUCACACUAUUGCUGAAAGCCUAGUAACGUCUGCUUGUAAAAUAAUAGUGAGUACAAUGAUAGGCGAAGAGGCUGAAAGUGAAAUUGACAAAGUUCCUGGUUUUAAUAGUACUAUUGGUAGGCAUGUGGAUGACAUGUCACAUGAUAUUGAAGAAUACCUUGUCUGAAAUACUAAAAAAUACUAACUUUGCUCUCUAAGUUGAUGAGUCAACAGACAUAACAAGUAAAGCUCAGCUGUUAGCAUUCAUACAAUUUGAAAGCGAAGGUGAAAUAAUGGAAAAUUUUUGUUGUUGUAAAGAGCUGCCAGAAACAACCAAAGAUCAAGACCUUUUCAACAUCUUGUCUUAUUUGGAAUUCUGUAGUUUGUCAUGGAGCCAGUGCAGUGGAAUUUGCACUGAUGAUGCUCCCUUAAUGAUCAGCUUAAUAAAAGACUGUUACACUCGUCAAAGAAAAACCCUCAUAACGACCCACUGCUUCCUCCACCAGGAAGUUCUUGUUUCAAAACCUAUUGGGAAGGAUUUAAAACAAGUCCUUAAUCUAUCUGUGAACAUAGUCAAUUUUAUAAAGCAGCACCCUCUUAAGUCACGCCUAUUUGCAAAGCUGUGUGAAAAUAUGCAAAAAGACCAUGUGACUCUCCUUCUACACACCGAUAUUAGAUGGCUUUUAAGACGGACCGUUUUAACAAAGGUAUUUGAGCUGUGAGAGGAACUACUGCUUUUCUUCAAAGAUAAUAAAGCUAGUUUUUCUAACUUUCUUGAAGAUACAAAAUGGCUACUGAAACUAGCCUACUUAGCAGAUAUUUAUCGGCACUUAAACACGUUGAACACCACCAUGCAGGGCUCAAAAGAAUACAUUCUAACUUCCACAGACAAACUUCUUGCAUUCAAGAAUAAACUCAAGGUUUGGAAAAGACACCUUUCAAGUGGAAAUAUUGAAAUGUUUCCCUCCUACUUCAGUUUCAGAGUCAAACAGAUUAUAAAGAAGUCAUCCCAUUAAUUACCAGUCAUUUGGAAUCCCUGACAGAAAAGCUUGACCAAUACUUUCCUCCUUUGUCAUCAGAAAUAUAUGACUGUUUUAGGAACCCUUUUGUUGAGUUCUCAUAAAAUUUACACAGUCUGCAAGAACAACAACUGACUGAACUACAGUGUAAUUGAAUUUUAAAGAUAUAAUUAAAUGAAGUGCCACUUGAUGUGUUUUGGAUUUCAAUAAGAAGAGUAUUCUGUGAUCUCAGUAAAAGCAGUGAACAUCUUACUCCAGUUUUCAACUUCUUACCUCUGUGAACAAGCUUUCUCAUGUUUUACAAACAUUAAAAGCAAAGAAAGAAAUCAUCUGCUGUCUGUUUAGAAAGCACUCCGAGUGUGUUUGUCAAAAAAUUGGCCAAGAAUUCAACAUUUGUGCAAAAAGAAACCCCAAAUCAUAGUACCAUACAGCUGGAAGAGACCUUAGAAGGUCAGUGAGUCCAGCCCCCUGCUCUAGGUAGGACCAA